UGCUGCAUUCCGCUUCCCCACGCCAUGUUCCCCGGUGCACGCGUUGACGAGUCCCUCAUCUGAGCCGCUGCGCCGCUGCGCCUCACGACACGGGCAGUGAGACAGUGCACGAAGCACGCGAAGGCGGCCGUGUCUGCCUGGUGCCCUGCCUGCCCUAGACUACAAACACCCGCACUCCGCUUGCCUCACUCCAGCGAGCACGGCACAGACGAGAUCGCCCGCCAUGGUCAAAGCUGAUGCUUCGCGAAAUUACUAUGCCGACCUCAAGGUCGCGCCCACCGCCAGCGAGAACGAAGUGCGCAAGGCCUUCCGCUCGCUGGCCCUGCAGUACCACCCGGACCGCAAUCCAGGGCACGAGGCCGACUUCGUGGUGAAGUUUCAGGAGAUCCAGGCCGCCCACGAGGUUCUGUGUGAUCCCACCCUCCGCCUGAAGUACGACAACGAAAGGAAGAAAUACCGCCACCUGAACAUACCCACGAACACGCCGAACACGCCGCGAGCUCGACCACCCCCGCCGCCUCGCAAUGCCCACACCACCACCACGCCCAGCGGCUCCUACUACCGUGCUCCUCCGCCAAAGCCCCAGCCCCAGCCCCAGCCCCAGCGGCCGCCCCCACCGCAGCACUACCAGACAUACAACGCCGGCCAGGACAGAUUCACGAACAAGAACUUCCGACCGCCGCCAACGGCACAGCGACCGCAUGCAGCGGCGCAGAAGGAUGCUCAGGACCGUGCCAACGUAUUCACGGCAUGGCAGAAGAUGAAGACGGGCGCCCAGCCUGAACAGCCUCGCCCGAACCCCACAAACCCAAACAACCCCAACGGCACCCCUUUUGGGCGAAGUCAGAGCACGAGGGUGCCGUCCACAAAGAGUGGCUUCAACCCCGGAACGCCCGGUGCAGAUGAAGGGCCAGCCAAGUCUGGAGGCUACCGUUCGAGCUAUGCUCGCCCGACCGCGACACCACCCAUGCCUGCCGAAUCAAGCUCGCCAAACGUCGACGCCCCGUUCUCUGAAGGCAAUCGUGUGCGGACGCCGUAUUACACCAAGGCCGCAGGCAUUCGUGAGGAAGGCAUCGGGAGAUCUGCAAGCAUGCGUAAUUCGCCAUCGCAGUCGCACCAGCCUAGCCCCUCGGCCGACUCAGGCACCUACUCGGAUUCUGGACGGAGACAGCAACGAAACUCAUAUGGCGGUAACUCGAGUAGGCCCCAGUUCCCCCAGAUGUACCCAGACUCAAGCGAUGAAUCUGAGGCCGAGAUCUUCCGGACCAGCACUAGGAACAAACCACGGCCACCACCAAAAGCUUCACGCCCACCUCCUCCUAUAUGGGCUCAGAAUGCUUUUGAGACCCCUCCACAUAAGCAAACUACCCCUCCGCCCAGCAAUGGAACCAACAACUUCAAAAGCAGAAGCGAAGAAAGCAUCAACAUGAAGUUCUCACCAUCUGACUGGCAUGGCAAGUUUCAGGGUAGUGCUGAUUAUUUUGCACCCAACGUCCCGGCUAACAAAGGUCGACAAUCACCUACACGGGGAAAGGCGAUGCCGCAGCGAACAACGCCCCCAAAUCCAGCAUCAGACAACACGUUCAAAACUCAGUUUGGCUACAUGCCUCCGCCGCCUCCAGGACCACCUCCUCAGUCUAAAUUUGCUCCUGCUGCCGAAGCUAUGCCCCAUACUGCGAAGUUCAGUCCAGAGAUCUGGAGCGAAACCUUUAAGGAGCCAAGCUGGGCGAUGCCAAACGAAGUUCCUGACCGUAAGAACGCGGAUGCUUUGAAGCGCCCAAAGCCUGUACGCAAGCAGUCCAUACCAAGACCGCAAGAUCAACCUGACAGGUCCCGACCAAAAUAUCAGGCGACGGCAGAGGAACCUACAGGCGAACCUGACGAGAUGGACAUUGAUUCUGAUACUCCGCCGACCAGAAACGCCAACACCUCCGCUACAAGGCCAAAGACUGCGCCGUCGUCACCGAGAAAGGAAAAGUCAAGGAGGACCGGCUCUGUGCCUCCGAAGACAGCUCCUUCUCCUGCUCCUGUUGGCACAUCUUCCACUCCGGGCUUGAAUGGUCUUUCUGGUAUUGCCGCCGUCGAACCCUUCCUUUCCACCCAGAACGAUGGCCUCUCAGCAUUCGAUGCACUCAAGAAUACGCUACCAUUCGAAUCACAAGCCUCAUCUGCACACCCCACGAAAGCGAACACCCCGCGCACGUUGAAAUUGCCACCCCUGCCUGCGGCUCCUCAUGCACCUCUGAAACUCGAUCAAGCUACUACGGACGCGUACUUUAGUCACAUGGAGGGCUAUGUGAAAGCCUUCCACACCUUCAGCAAGGGCAUUACCAACCACUUCGCUUCCAGAAGCACGGAGCUCGAGGACCUCGAUGAUCGAUUCAUUCACAUCCGCGGCGAGACAACCAAGAAGCUUGGCUUCGCCAGCUACCUUAACCGUAUGAAGGAGGAUGAGGCGGUGAUGACCACGUGGAAGAUUGCGCAAGAGAGGCACAUCAAGGCGCUAGAACAGUGUGAGGAAGUGCGAAACAAGACUAUCAAGCUGUAUCAGUGAGCGGCUAAACACGUCAUCUUCCCUUGCUUGCGCUUGUGCUGAUGCCCCCUCAGCGUCGGCCUUAUUGAAGACGACACAAGCCCGAUGAAAUGUAUGAGGGAAAGACUUGUCGAGAUUGUUGCUGGACUGUCCUUGCGGCGGUCACUGUCACUUGCGACACCGACGCCCGUUCUUGGCCCGACGGCCGCGGCCAUGCGAUCUUGUCCGUACGCU
Molecule: messenger RNA, 2767 nt
Organism: Boeremia exigua
Lineage: Eukaryota; Fungi; Ascomycota; Dothideomycetes; Pleosporales; Didymellaceae
Exons: 1
Coding region: 224-2554 (776 amino acids)
Cellular component (GO): cytoplasm
Source: RefSeq, a predicted model, not a curated record